UCCUCCUCUUUCUUCUCAGUGUGGUGUGUGAUUUCAGUAUCAAAUGUUAAUCGACCAUGGCUAAUAUUCCAAUGUCACUUAGAUACUCUUCUCUAACCCUAUACAGACAAGCAAUCGUAGCAGAACCCUGGCCGUUUUCCUGCGUUUUCUUGUGAAAAUUUGAAUUUUUUUUCUCGGAAAACAAAUUAACAGUAGAUUUAGUUAGAUUUUCUUCUUUUUUUUGUUUGUUUUUGGAUUUUGUUGUUUUUUUUUGCAGGGGAAAUCUGAGAUGGGUAGCGGCGGCGGCGGAGAGAAGAGUUCAUCAAGGAACUUUCAUCUGCAUCUGCCACACAAGAAACAAGAAGAAGUGAUCCGAGAUGUGCCGAAGGGGUGUUUGGCAAUCAAGGUAGGGCAGGGAGAGGAGCAGCAGAGAUUUGUGGUGCCUGUGAUUUACUUCAAUCAUCCGCUGUUCAAGCAGUUAUUGAAGGAGGCAGAGGAGGAAUACGGGUUCGAUCAGAAAGGGACGAUCACAAUUCCUUGCCAUGUUGAGGAAUUUAGGUAUGUUCAGGGGAUGAUAGACAAGGAAAAGUCCUUCCAUAAUCAUCACAAUCACCAUCAUAUUGGGUGUUUUAGGGUUUAAUUAGAGCCGGUUGUGGUGCCAAACAAGGCCUAACCUCCCUAAAGUAGGGUUUUAGCUGAUUUUGAUUAAUGGUUUCUGGGUUUUGUAAAUAUGGAGUGUUUUUUAGGUUUCUUCUUGUGGGUGAGUGAUGAUGAUGGAGAAGAUGGUGCCCAUAACAAGGACAAAUGUUCUUAGAGAUUUCAUUUGUUAUCUUUGUUUAAUGAAAAAGCCAAAGUAAUAUGCU
Tripterygium wilfordii is the source of this 842-nucleotide messenger RNA. Its product is annotated as auxin-responsive protein SAUR32-like. NCBI's taxonomy places the organism in Eukaryota, Viridiplantae, Streptophyta, Magnoliopsida, Celastrales, Celastraceae. The coding region runs from base 269 to 619 and encodes 116 amino acids. The record is from RefSeq and is a predicted model, not a curated record. The transcript has a single exon. Gene Ontology annotation, biological process: response to auxin.